CUCUAUAUCAUCAAAUUAUCUUAUAAAUUCGUAAAAGUCAGAAGUACUGCAUCGAUAAAAAAUAUAUUAGAAUAUAAUUAAUUAAUAAUUUAACAAUAUAAAAAUGCAUGACGUAUGGAUGUUGAAUCCAUAUUAUUCAGUAUUUGAAUUUGAUGAUCGGGAGUAAAAUAUUUGAAUAGCACAGCACCAAUGAAGGAAAAGCUUGUAUCCAUGAUGGCCGGUGAUUCGUUGUCCAUUUCGGCUUGAUUUCUACAACCAAUCACCACUGAUCAACAGGGAUUUGGACCAAUAUAACUCCAAGUAUACAAACCAAGCACUGUCAACUGUCAAGUAGAGUAAGAAUAUGGAGCAGUUUCAAGCUACAACCUCUUCUGCACCUGUCGUUAUGCAAGUUCCAACUGGACAACUGCAGGCUGCAAAUUCAAAUGGAGCAGAACAAGGACAGCAGAUUGUUCAAAUUGGGGGCCAACAGUUUGUACUCCAGGGACUGCCGCAGGGCCAAACAAUUCAAAUCCAGGGGCAGAAUGGCCAACUACAACAGGCACUACAAGGUCAGACUCUUCAGGUUGGUGGUCAAGGAGGCCAACAGGUUCAGAUCAUAAAUGCUGGCCAGUUACAAGGACAAGCACAGACAUCAACAUCUGGUCAACAACAGGUUGUAAUCCAGCAACCUGCAGCAGGUCAACAGGUUCAAGGUCAGGGUCAGUUGAUUCAGUUAGCAGAUGGACAGACUGUCAUGUACCAACCAGUGGCAGGAAGUACCACAGAAGGUCAACAGCAACAACAGAUCCAAACUGUUCAAACAGCAACUGGACAGAGCCUUAUCCAAGUUCCACUGAGUCAGGCAGGGCAGGUCAUACAAGGGGGGCAGGUCAUACAGGCAGGGGCCACAACAAACACUGCCACCGCGACACCCACAUCUCAGCCACAAAUUAUUACGAUACCUGCCACAGGGGGCCAAGCUGGCAGCAUGAUCAUGAUGAUCCCAGGGGCUAAUGGGGUACCCACAAUGCAACGAAUCCCCCUUCCUGGUGCACCAGAGGUCCUUGAGGAAGAGCCUCUUUAUGUCAAUGCGAAGCAAUAUCACAGGAUACUGAAGCGCAGGCAGGCAAGGGCUAAGCUAGAAGCUGAAGGGAAAAUACCAAAAGAGCGAAAGAAAUAUCUCCACGAGUCCCGUCACAAGCAUGCAAUGAACAGAGUGCGUGGAGAAGGUGGCAAAUUCCACAACAGUGUAACAAGCGGUAACAGCAAUAAUGACUCCAUGUUGGAUCAUUCCAGUAUUGAAGCAGAUAUACACAAUAAUAGCCAGAAUGGUCAGAUUAACAAGACUAUAGCAGACAUGUUACAUACGGCACAACAAGGCACUAGUUUAAUCUUAAAUAAUGACUCUGCUACACCUAUGAGACUACAUACUGAAACCACAACAGGCACCACCACCUCUUAGUGUAGGAAUGGAUCCACAGUGUGGUAAGAUGGAGCCACAUUGUUGAGAGGGUCGUAGUGUUGAAAGGUGGAGCUAUGUAUCGCAGCAGUGAGGCAACAGACUUGUGGUAUAGAUCUCAAAGUGCAGGGGUAGAGCCACAUAAUGGAGGCAUAGAGCCACAUUGUGUAGUCAAGAAGCCACAUUAUGUAGGCCAGCUGUGCAACCAUAGAGCCACAUUGUGUAGUUUUGGAGCCACAUUGUGUUUUCACGGAGCCACAUUGUUUUUUCAUGGAGCCACAUCUUGUUUUCAUGGAGCUAUUUUGUGCAGACAUAGGGCAAUGUUGUGUAAUUAUGGAGCCACAUUGUGUAUUCAUGGAACCAUUUUGUGUAGACCUGGAACUAAAUUGUGUUUUCAUGGAGUCACAUUGUGUAGCCAUUAAGUCCAAAGUGCCUCAUUUUAAGAUGUCAUAGUGGUUAUUAUUGAAAUGUGAAGUCAUAUAUCUUCAUUUAAUAUUUACAAAUGCAGAAAUAUGUGGUAUUUCAAUGUAAUUAAGCAGAAAAUGGAUGUACAUGGGAAACAUCAACUUUAAGUGUUUAUAGCAUUAUAUAUACUGUCCAUAUAA
This is a messenger RNA of Owenia fusiformis, 2046 nucleotides long. The record is from the annotation of a GenBank genome assembly. NCBI's taxonomy places the organism in Eukaryota, Metazoa, Annelida, Polychaeta, Sabellida, Oweniidae.